Messenger RNA from Penicillium cataractarum, 996 nucleotides. RefSeq lists its product as uncharacterized. The transcript is spliced from 2 exons. NCBI's taxonomy places the organism in Eukaryota, Fungi, Ascomycota, Eurotiomycetes, Eurotiales, Aspergillaceae. The record is from RefSeq and is a predicted model, not a curated record. Bases 1 to 996 code for a protein of 331 amino acids.
AUGGUUAGGCUACCACCUUCCUCUCCAUCUAAUUUGUCUUCUAUCAAGCUCGACCAAGAGACAGAGGACGUGGAAAAUGUACUGAAAGCUGCAUUGCCACGGAGUCUAUGGAAUGUGUCCCUAGAAAAUGCCCAAGAAUCCUCAAAUGAAUUCUUGGACUAUUAUCGGAGCCAACUCGUUGGAGUCGAGGCUUAUGGAUUGAACUUGAAGAGUCAUCAGGACCUCAUUGAUCUGAUAAACUUCAUUAAGACACUGGCGCAUCUCACUAAGCCAGAACUGAUUGCUCGCCUCGAAGACAGCCAUAUUGAUCUUGGUCCACCCAUCCCAGCCAUUGAGUUUGCACUCCGGAUUUGGUUAUUCCUACCUUUGGAGGACUGGGGAAGCAGACAGACACUCGAGCAAUACAUUCACUCCAUGUUCCCCAGAUCGAGUUCCUUGCCAGAUAGCCCAACGUUUGCUCUGAAUUUCAAUGUCUUGAACCUUAAGCAGAUUGGUGGAUUCAAGAUUGUCUGGACGGAGAGCCUUCAAGAUCAUCUUUCCCUGAACAUCGACGACACGGAGAAGGAACUCAGAAUCUUCCACGUUGCGUCAUUUCUCCACGCAUACGGAAAGAGCAAAGACCGGCCUAUCUUCCCACCGGGGUUCCUCGAAGAAACUGCCCGUACCCUGUCACUCUUGAUCCCGUCAUCCAAUUUAAAAUGUCAACGAUGGAUCCGGAAGGCUCGUAGACAGGAUGAAAUCGAUUUGGAAGCAGCGUAUCUGCCUCCCACGUCACGCGAUCUUGCCGAUUUUCCGUACUGGGGUCGACAGCUCAUGGAGCUACGAGACGAAUAUGAGCGGACAGAACCGACGACUAUGCGGCAAUGGAUCUUGGACAAGAGGAAGCCGAACCAGCGGUAUACGUUCUGGAUUGCUGUGAUUGCCCUGUUUCUGGCGUUAGUAUUUGGGUUAAUUCAGUCGGUGACGGGAAUCAUUCAGGCCAUGCACAUCAAUUGA